This is a messenger RNA of Eleginops maclovinus (Patagonian blennie), 1915 nucleotides long. It is a transcript of the gene fkbp7, whose product is annotated as FKBP prolyl isomerase 7. Lineage: Eukaryota; Metazoa; Chordata; Actinopteri; Perciformes; Eleginopidae. The coding region runs from base 16 to 675 and encodes 219 amino acids. Gene Ontology annotation, molecular function: peptidyl-prolyl cis-trans isomerase activity; calcium ion binding. The record is from RefSeq and is a predicted model, not a curated record. The transcript is spliced from 4 exons.
UACAAAGACAGCGGCAUGAUGUGGAGGUUCGUAAGCUGCACACUGUGCCUCUUUGUCUCUGCUCAGCUCUCUCUUUGGUGUGUUUGGGCCUCAGCAGCUGAGCUGGACGGAGAGGUGAAGAUAGAAGUAGUGUAUAAACCCGAGGAGUGCACUCAGAAGAGCAAAAGGGGAGAUCUAAUAAACGUCCACUACGAUGGCUUCCUCGCCAAAGAUGGCUCUCAGUUCUACUGCAGUCGGUCAGACAAAACCGGGCACCCCCAAUGGUUUGUCCUGGGUGUGGGACACAUAAUUAAGGGCCUGGACCUAGGGAUGGAAGAUAUGUGUCCUGGAGAGAAACGAAAAAUAACUGUUCCCCCCGGUCUGGCCUUUGGAGAGAAAGGCAAAGACCCGGUGCCGCCCAAUGCUACGGUGGUCUUUGAGGUGGAGAUGUACUCUGUGUCCAGGGGACCCCGCAGCAUGGAGGCCUUCAAAAUGAUGGACCUGGACAAAGAUAGAAGUCUCACAAAGGAAGAGGUAAAGCAUUACUUGAAGCUGGAGUAUGAAAAGGGUGGGAAGCCUCGCGAUGAGGCUUUCUAUGAGAAGAUUAUGGCAGAUAUAUUCCGCAAGAGUGACCAGGACAGCAACGGCCACAUCAGUGCCAAGGAGUAUAACAUUUAUGGACACGAUGAGCUCUAGAGUCGGGAGCAGUUUAGUUUAUGUAAUUAGAGAGAAAACACGAGUGGUUCAGGGAUAAAAGCCACGUUCACAUAUUCUUACCGUGAUGCAACGGUAUCAAAGGCCAUUCUAGGUUAAAAAAAUAAAAUAAUAAUUCCCACGUUUAUUUCUUGUGAUUUUAAUCUUUAAUCUUAUCAUUCCAGUUUUUUUUUUUACACAUAAUUACGACUUUAAAAUCUUAAAGAUUGUUUUGUUUUUUACUUUCAAUGGCCAUUUUAUAUUGUGGUCCGUUUAAUGCACAUUUUGUUUUAAAAGAAAACAGGAAGUAACCAUGAUGAGGUAUUUGGAGUUCCCUAUAUGUACUUUCCAUCCUCUCUAAGUCCGUAAACGUAUUUCCAAGCCAGAUAUUAGCCACUACAUUUUUAAUACUAAUUAUUUAACUAUGCAAGACAAUGUCCAACACCUGGAAAGGCAUUGAUGAAAACCACUACAUUGGAUCAUCUUAAGUGUUUUAUUUCUCUAAAUUGUGUCUUGGUAAUUCAAUUUGCAGGAGAUAAACCCACAAAUUUGCACAAAGUUGUGACUGUGAAAGAUCGCGAUGCCAUGGAGCCAAAGAUAGGGAAAACAUUGAGAACGUGUCUGUUCUUUUUUCCUCCCCGGGCGUAUGGAAGCCCUUAGAAGCAAAUGACAAUAAACAUGUGAUACAUUUUCUAAGCCUCAUCUAAGGAGUUUUUCUCUCCUGUGUUUAUGACAUAAGAAUAUGUGGGAAAAAGGAUUAGCAAAAACAACGUUUUCUAAAGUAAUUAAUGAAUGCCUUCAUUCCUAUUGAUAACCAACUUGUUGUGCCAUCAUUCAGCCUCUUGUGGCCGCAAUGAGUAUUACAACAACAAACAUUGCCAAAAAUGUAAUCACCCACCAAAAUGUUUGUUUUUCACCAAUUCACAGAUUUGAAAAACAUAUUCAAGAAAUAUGAACCUGACAAAACAUUUACUUGAUUCCAAGGGGGAAAAGGGAGCUUUUCUUAAGUCAUAAAUAGGAAAGACUCAGAAUAUGGAUCAUCAGUCUCUCAUUGCAUCGGCGUAUGUGUGAUUGAGAAGUUUGAAUAAAAUGCACACAUAAAUGUUGUGGUUUGUCAGACGUGUUUACAAGUUUGUUUACAUCUUCAAUGUGGUCCAAAAUAAUGAUAUUGUUGUAUCCAGAUGAACAUUUGUUUUUGUAUUUUGUGACAAUAAAGAAACCACAGUGUAUGUGGGAAACAACA